Anarrhichthys ocellatus (wolf-eel) is the source of this 2163-nucleotide messenger RNA. Its product is annotated as serine/threonine-protein kinase TAO2-like. The coding region runs from base 641 to 1783 and encodes 380 amino acids. The transcript is spliced from 2 exons. Gene Ontology annotation, cellular component: cytoplasm. NCBI's taxonomy places the organism in Eukaryota, Metazoa, Chordata, Actinopteri, Perciformes, Anarhichadidae. Gene Ontology annotation, molecular function: protein serine/threonine kinase activity. The record is from RefSeq and is a predicted model, not a curated record. Gene Ontology annotation, biological process: protein phosphorylation.
AACACGCCUAACGUAGUAACAUGCCUAACGUAGUAACAUGCCUAACAUAGUAACAUGCCUAACGUAGUACCAUGCGUAACACGCCUAACGUAGUAACACGCCUAACGUAGUAACAUGCCUAACAUGCGUAACACGCCUAACGUAGUAACAUGCGUAACGUAGUAACAUGCGUAACACGCCUAACGUAGUAACAUGCGUAACGUAGUAACAUGCCUAACAUGCGUAACACGCCUAACGUAGUAACAUGCGUAACGUAGUAACAUGCGUAACACGCCUAACGUAGCGAUAUACGUAACUGAAACGUGUUGCUGGACGCACGAAAAAUUACUGAUUUGAAUAAGUUUUCAUAUGAACCGUUGUUUAUUUAAAGUGACAGAACACACAAUCAACGUUUGUGUGAACGGGUCAGUGAAGUGACGGGAAACACAAACGGAAACAUUUAAAAUAACACAAUAGAUAAAUAAUCUUUCUGUUUGUUGAAGAAGAAGAAAAGAAAAUCUGAUUAAGAAACGUACAUGAACAUAAUUUUCCUGUCGUCGUCAUCAUCCUCAUCAUUCUGACGCUCUUCUUCUUCUUGGUCCCCCCCCCCCUACAGCUGCGUCUGGAUGAGAACCAGGAGGCUGAGUACCAGGUCCUGAGGAUGCAGCUGCAGCAGGAGCUGGAGCUGCUGAACGCCUAUCAGAGCAAGAUCAAGAUCCACACCGACACCCAGCACGAGAGGGAGGUGAAGGACCUGGAGCAGAGGGUGUCCAUCCGCCGGGCGCUGCUGGAGCAACGGAUCGAGGAGGAGAUGCUGUCCCUGCAGAACGAGCGCUCGGAGCGGAUCCGGACCCUCCUGGAGCGCCAGGCCCACGAGAUCGAGGCCUUCGACUCGGAGAGCAUGCGUCUGGGCUUCAGUAACAUGGCGCUGAGCGGCAUCCCGGCCGAGGCCUUCAACCAGGGCUACCCGACGCCCAGCCCGUCCUCGGGCUCCGGUGGCUGGCCCUCCAGGCCGGUGCCUCGCUCCGGCAGCCACUGGAGCCACAGCGUGCAGAACUCAGUGACCACGCCGUCGUGGCGCAGCCAGAACCACGGAGGAGGAGGAGGAGGAGGAGGAGGCGGCAGCUUCAUCCGCGCAGAGUCCAUCACCUCCUCCCACGGCCUCGGCCGGGACAGCGAGAUGCACAAGAGCAGCAUCAGGGGCCACCCGUCCUCCUCUUCCUCCCACUCCUCCUCUUCCUCCUCCCACCAUCACCACCACCACCACCAGCAGCAGCAGCAGCAGCAGCAGCAGCAGCAGCAGCAGCACUACCUCCCACAGCACUACCAGCACCACCAGAGCACGCCGCAGCUGUACCGCGAGAGCCACGACGGCCGGGAGCGCGACCGCUCCAGGGAGUGGGUGGGAGGAGGAGGAGGUGGUGGAGGAGGAGGAGGAGGAGGUGGCGGCGGCGGCGGCCACUACCCCCACCACUCCCAGCUGCACCACCAUCACCACCACCUCGCCACACAUGCCUCCUCCCAGUCCUUGGCUCUCCUGCCUCCCCCGCCGCCGCCUCCCCCGAUCUCCAUCUCCGCCUCCCCACCCUCCUCCGCCUCCUCCUCUUCGUCGUCUCAGGGAGGCUACGGCGGCGGCCUAAGCAUCAGGGGCCCCGGCCUCAUGGCCCUCAGGAACAGCCCCCAGCCUCUGAGGAGGACGGCCUCCGGAGGGCCGGGGGGAGGCGGGGGGAGCGACGGAGGGCUGAGCCGGAGCACGUCGGUCACCUCCCACAUCUCCAACGGGUCGCACCUCUCUUACUCCUGAAACUCCGCCUCCUGAGAUCUGACGUCAGAGAGAAUUCAAGCCGUCAGUUUGUUUUAAGAGCAAAAGUUAAAAAAAAUGUAAAAACACAUUUUAAAUGUAGAUUUAAAUGUCUUCUUUCUUUAAAUUGUUCCUGAUGCUCAAAAGUAAAAAGAAUAUAAGUUAGGACAGAUAAAACCCCAAGUAUUAAGAUCACUGUUAGAAAGAAGCUGCACAGGAACAGUGACCAAAACAGAACCAGUAAAGAUAAAAGAGAACCUGCUGCACAGUUCUGAGGGUGCUUUCAAAGACCACUGUAAACUAUGUAAAUAACGGUUGUUUGUCUUUGAUUUUUCGAUCUGUAACUGUUUCAUACGUUUUUCUUUUGUAGUGAUAAAUAAGAU